AUGCGCCGAGAGCUUAAUAUCGUUCCUCGUUCUAGCAGCACUCCGUUAUCCCCGCCCCUCCAGCGCCUUCUCUCGGCUCUCCACGCCUGGCUUGCUGCGUCCGCUGCGCCGGAUGCCGCGCCGGUGGCUCCGCCAGCGGCGGGGGGGCGGGCGGAGGCCGUAGGGCGGGGCUGCGCGAGGAAGCCCGCGCGCGUGCGCGUGGUGAGGGCAGCGGAGGCCGUGAGUGAGGGGAUGCUGGCGGAGGGCGCACGGGGAGGGGGAGGUGCUGAUGGGAAGGGGAAUGGAAUCGACAAUGAGAAUGUGGGUGAUGCUAACGAGUAUGUGACUAAUGCGAAGGGGAACGCAGAUGAUGGUGUGGAUGCAGGAGCAGAAGACAGCCUGGCAUGGCAGGUGCUAUGUGGUACUGAUGCGCCUCGGCUGAUGGUCCAAGCCAUGGCUGCUGCAAGGUACGGUGAGAGGUGCGAGUGUACAUGCUGCCAUGCGAGGGUAUCAGCAGCCAUGGCGUCACUGGCGUCGCUGCUCUUCCUGCUGCUCCCCCACCACGCCCUCACUGCCUUCUUCCCCGCCCCCGCCCCCGCCCCCACUGCAGAUGAGGCUAGGCCGUCAGAUGAUGCAGCAGCGGCAGCAGCAGCAGCGGCAGCAGCACCACCACCACCACCGCCACCAGCAACAGCAGCAGCAGCAGCAGCAGCACCACCAGGAGCAACAUGCAUGGGUGCUUUUUGCACGGAGAGGCAGUGCCACCAGCCGUGUCUGCUAGCACACCUCUGCUCCCUCCUACACUCGCCUCCUUCCUCCCUUUCCUCCCCCUCGGCUUCUUCUCCCUCGCGGGCCGCCACCACUGCAGCAGCGCGCUGCAUGGCUGACGUGGCGUCGUUGCCUCUCGGGGCCCACCUGGCUCGUCAACACAACGCCCUGCACGCGCUGCUCUCUUCCCUGUGCGUCCUGCUAAGUUGUGACACUUUUCAGAAGACGUCUAUCUACACGCGGUUUACACCAGCUGAUGCAUUGUGCAACUUCACUUCACCCUCUCGGGGCCCACCUGGCAUGCCAGCACAACGCCCUGCAUGCGCUGCUCUCUUCUCUGUGCGUCCUGCUACAUACCCUGCCCUUCUCCCUCUGCUGUGUUCUCUGCUCUAUACCCCGCCCGUUGUGCUCCUCCCCCGAUGUCUAGCGUCAUGGCAGAGAGAUGAUGGGGGGGAGGCGGACGCACAGAAGGGACGAAAAGGAAGAAGUGGGGAAUGUGGAGAGACGGAGAGGGAGGAGGAGGAGGAGGAGGAGGAGGAGGAGGAGGAGGAGGAGGAGGAGGAGGAGGAGGAGGAGGAGGAGGAGGAGGAGGAGGAGGAGGAGGUGGAGGAGGAGGAGGAGGAGGAGGAGGAGGAGGAGGGGGAGAAGGAGGAGGAAGGGGAAAAUGAGAGGAGUGCAGAGGGUCAGACACACGAGCACCUGCGCACACAUGUGGACGCCCUGUGGUCGCUGCUCUUCCUGUCCCAUUCCCAGCCCACUCAUUCUCACCCCCAUCCUCACACCCACCCUCACUCUCACUCUUCACCCCUCCCAUCCUCCAACCCGUCUCUUCCUUCCUCAUCUCCCCCUCACCUCCCCACUCUGCCAACCUCCCCCCUCCCCUCCACCUCUCCUCAUGACCUCCCUUCUCUGCCGCCUUCCCCCUUACUCGUGUCAGCCCUGGCGGUGCUCCGCCAGGAAUACUCCCGUAUUCUCAGAAAGGACAACUCGUGCCGCCCGCAGCAGUCUCAGCUGGAUGGCAGGCGGUGUCAUCUAGCGGCUGUGAUGGCAUGGGUGGGGAUGGCGCUCGCUGUAAAGGCAAGGGGCGGGGAGAAUGGCGAUGCAGCAGAGGAAGCGAUGGUGGAAGCAAAGGGAGAUGUGCCUGAACAAUGGAUGCAUGCAGAAGCAUGUGGCAAGGGAGUCUGUGUGCCUGAAGCGAGUGUGGCUGAAGCGAACACGGGUGCAGACGCAUGCAGCAGGCGGGCAGAGCAGCUGCUGGGCAUCACAUCGAGCUCAUGGCCUGCCUUCCUGUCCACUGUAUGGGAGAAGCGCCCCUUCCUCUUGAGAGCGCGUGGGGGAAAAAGGGACGUGGAAGAUCAGUCGCUCCCUCAUCAGCACUCUUCUCUCAUACCAAAUGAAAACCCUUCCCGUCCCUCACGCCAUCACUUUGUGAGGCGCAUGGAAAAUGGCCGAUUCUCUCUCACAGGUCAGGGCCCUUCCCUCGCAGCUCUAAUCCACGCCAUUCCGCACCUCGGAACUGCCUAUGGGCUCCUGGAUUCUUUUCUACCCGGGGCAGCGUACUGCCCAGGAAUGAGCGCGGAUGAAGCCGACCCGUUUGCUGCUCUGAGGGACAUGGCCGUGGCAGGCGAGCUUGGGCGGCCUCUCUUGUCCUCACCUGACGUGUCCUUUGUUUGUUCGCAGCCGUCUGCUGUGGGGGGAUCUGCAUGUCAUCACCAUGCUUCAGAGACUGCAGCAGAGGAUGAAGUAGCAGAAGAGGGGGAAGCAGCAGCAGAGGGACGACGAGCGUGCAAGCGCAGGCGUGUCACUGCAACCACCCUGCCGUCCGCAUCCCUGCUGUGUGUAGCCCAACCAGCUUCAGCCCUGGCAUCAUCUAUCUCCCCAGCGUCAACGCACCAGCACACCUCGCCAACCGUACCGAGCCUGUCAACCAUCUCAGCCCCACCAGACCGCCCAACCCUCCCAGCCUACCCACCAUCGAACCCCUUCCAUACAGCCUUCUCUCGAGGCAGCACCAUCGCUCUCCGCAGUGUCAACUGCCGCUCGCCUGCUGUGGCGUCCCUCGCACACGCCAUCGCUGCCGCCCUCUCCCUGCCAGCUGUCGGGGUCAACCUAUACCUCACGCCGGGCGGCGGGCGGCAGGGCUUGUCUCAACACUGGGACGACCACUGUGUGCUGGUGUGCCAGGUGGGUGGGUGGGUGGGUGGGUGGGUGGGCUGGCAGGCAGGCAGGCGGGCGCUGGGGUGGGUAGGGUGUAGGGCGCUGGGGUGGGUAGGGUGUAGGGCGCUGGGGUGGGUAGGGUGUAGGGCGCUGGGGUGGGUAGGGUGUAGGGCGCUGGGGUGGGUAGGGUGUAGGGCGCUGGGGUGGGUAGGGUGUAGGGCGCUGGGGUGGGUAGGGUGUAGGGCGCUGGGGUGGGUAGGGUGUAGGGCGCUGGGGUGGGUAGGGUGUAGGGCGCUGGGGUGGGUAGGGUGUAGGGCGCUGGGGUGGGUAGGGUGUAGGGCGCUGGGGUGGGUAGGGUGUAGGGCGCUGGGGUGGGUAGGGUGUAGGGCGCUGGGGUGGGUAGGGUGUAGGGCGCUGGGGUGGGUAGGGUGUAGGGCGCUGGGGUGGGUAGGGUGUAGGGCGCUGGGGUGGGUGAGCGGGCGCAAGCGGUGGCGGGUGUUCCGCCCCAAGCCAGGGAACGAGCUGCCCCGCCUCUUCUCCGUGCCUGGGCUUGAAUCAGCCCAUGCUGCGCUUGAAUCAACCGGCACAGGCGCACGCACAGCAGGAAGAGAAUCGGAUUCCAAUACAGCGGCUGAUGAAGCUAGAGGGGGGAAUGCUGUGGCAGAGCGUGGCGGUGGUGCGAGCGACCAAUGUGGAGUGCAGGAGGGAGGAAAAUCAGGCGUGGAAGCUCAUGAGAACGUCGCAAAGCAAUGUGCAAUGCGUGAGGGAGAAAGAAAACUGGCCCACGCAGGUGGCGCUGAUGCUGGUGGGGAGGGGGCGCAUUGUAAGGCGCCUCAAGACAAGCAGGGGGAGGAGGAGGAGGAGGAGGAGGAGGAGGGGGGGCGGGUUCCAAUAGGGCGGCAAUUUAAACUGAGACAAGGAGAUGUGCUUUACAUCCCCAGAGGGUACCCCCAUGAGGCUUGCACUCCCUGUGAGGCCACCUCAGUCACUCCAGUCAGGUCCCAGCAACCCCUUGGUCUACACUCACAUGAGGAGCCCUCCUUGCAUCUCACCUUCGCUCUUGAAGUGGACGCUCCUUACACGUAUGACACUUUCUUGAGUCCUCUCUGUCUCCCUCCCUUUGCUCCUACGGCCUUCCUUUCAGGAGCACGUGUUUCUCGAUUCUCCAUUAUUCUGGGAGGGUUUCUUCCAUGCAGGGCUGCGAUGCUGGUCACACUCCCUCCCUCCCUCUUCAACGCAAGCUUUUGA
Molecule: messenger RNA, 4152 nt
Organism: Closterium sp. NIES-65
Lineage: Eukaryota; Viridiplantae; Streptophyta; Zygnematophyceae; Desmidiales; Closteriaceae
Source: the annotation of a GenBank genome assembly